Messenger RNA from Nematolebias whitei (Rio pearlfish), 324 nucleotides. RefSeq names its product LIM/homeobox protein Lhx3. The record is from RefSeq and is a predicted model, not a curated record. Gene Ontology annotation, cellular component: nucleus. Gene Ontology annotation, molecular function: RNA polymerase II transcription regulatory region sequence-specific DNA binding; DNA-binding transcription factor activity, RNA polymerase II-specific. Gene Ontology annotation, biological process: regulation of transcription by RNA polymerase II; neuron differentiation. Lineage: Eukaryota; Metazoa; Chordata; Actinopteri; Cyprinodontiformes; Rivulidae.
AAGCUGACUCGACUGCAAAAAGACCCCGAACAACCAUCACAGCCAAGCAGCUGGAAACGUUAAAGAAUGCUUACAAUAACUCUCCGAAACCAGCACGUCAUGUCCGAGAGCAGCUAUCCUCAGAGACAGGUCUGGACAUGCGGGUUGUUCAGGUUUGGUUUCAGAACCGGAGAGCAAAAGAAAAGCGGCUAAAGAAAGAUGCAGGGCGGCAGAGAUGGGGCCAGUACUUCCGCAACAUGAAGAGGUCCAGAGGAAGCUCUAAAUCUGACAAGGACAGCAUUCAGGAGGAGGGCAUGGACAGUGAUGCUGAGGUGUCCUUCACAG